Molecule: messenger RNA, 2078 nt
Organism: Clarias gariepinus (North African catfish)
Lineage: Eukaryota; Metazoa; Chordata; Actinopteri; Siluriformes; Clariidae
Product: tripartite motif-containing protein 16-like
Exons: 6
Coding region: 132-1823 (563 amino acids)
Molecular function (GO): zinc ion binding; protein binding
Source: RefSeq, a predicted model, not a curated record
ACACACACACACACACACACACAAAGAAAACGAGCAAAUAACUCCUCAUUUAAAAAAGGAAAACUGAUCUCUCUCUCUCUCUCUCUCUCUCUCUCUUUUUCUCAGUGUGUUCUCAGCGGGAGUGCAGAAAAAUGGCUGACUUCAGGAUUUCAGUAUAUCAAGAUCAGUUCAUCUGUCCAGUGUGUCUGGAUCUCCUGAACGAUCCGGUGACUAUCCACUGUGGUCACAGUUUCUGUAAGGUGUGUAUUAAUGACUGCUGGGAUCAGGAGGAUCAAAAGGGUGUCUACAGCUGUCCUCAGUGCAGAGACACUUUCACUCCAAUGCCUGUUCUACGCAGAAACAACAUGCUGACUGAAGUAGUGGAGAAAAUGAAGAAGAAGACUGAAGUUCAAGCUGCUUCUCCUGCUCAAUGUUACGCUGGACCUGGAGAUGUGGAGUGUGAUUUCUGCACGGGGAGAAAACACAAAGCUGUCAAGUCCUGCCUGACGUGUCUGGCUUCUUACUGUGAAACUCAUCUGAAACCUCAUCUAGAAGUUCCUGCUUUAAAGAAACACACAUUAAUUAAAGCUUCAGCAGAACUCCAAGAGAAGAUCUGCUCUGAACAUAAUGAAGUGCUGAAGAUCUAUUGUCGUACUGAUCAAACCUGCAUCUGUUAUAUGUGUGCAAUGGAUAAUCACAAAGGACAUGACACUGUGACAGCCGCAGCAGAAAGAGCUGAGAAACAAAGUAAGUUAAAGGAGAAGCAGAUGAAAUCCCAGCAGAGAAUCCAGGAGAAGCAGAAGAAGGUGCAGGAGCUGAAACAGGCUGUCAACACUAUAAAGAUGAGUGCACAGACAGCAGUGGAGGACAGUGAGAGGAUCUUUACUGAGCUGAUCAGCUCCAUGGAGAAAAAGCGCUCGGAGGUGACGGAGCUGAUCAGAGCUCAGGAGAAGGCUGAACUGAGUCGAGCUGAACGACUCCUGGAGAAACUGGAGCAGGAGAUUGCUGAUCUUCAGAAGAGACUCACUGAGCUGGAGCAGCUUUCACACACACAUGAUCACAUCCAAGUCCUCCAGGCUUUAGCUUCUGGAUGUCAUUCUUCUAUAAAGGACAGACCAACGUUUCAGACAUCCAGCAUCAAUGUUUAUCAACAUCUCUCAUUUAAUGGAGUGAGGAAUUCUCUCUCGGAUCUGAAGAAGAGACUCGAGGAAUUCUGUGAGGAGGAAUUCAACAAAAUCCCUCCACAUGCUGCAGCAGUUCAGAUCUUUUCAGCACCAGAGCCACGGAGCAGAGAAGAUUUUUUGAAAUAUUUCUGUUAUCUGACUCUGGAUCCCAACACGGCACAUCGUAACCUCAUUCUGUCUGAGAAGAACAGAGCGGUGAGAUACAGUGAGAGAGAGCAGCAGUACUUUGAUCAUCCAGAGAGAUUUGACUCCUGGCGUCAGGUGUUGUGUAAGGAGAGUGUGUGUGGACGCAGUUACUGGGAGGUGGAGUGGAAAAGUAAGGGAUGGGUGUACAUAUCUGUCUCAUAUAAAGACAUCAGCAAGAAAGGUCAGGGUAAUGAAUGUGGAUUUGGAUGCAACAAUCAGUCCUGGAAUCUGUGGUGUUCUUCUUCUUCUCUCGCUUUCUAUCACAACAACAUUGAGACUAAUCUUAGAGCUCCAUCAUCCUCCAGAAUAGGAGUGUAUGUGGAUCACAGUGAACAAACUCUGUCCUUCUAUAAAGUCUCUGACAGGAUGACGCUCCUCCACAGAGUCUACACCACAUUCACUCAGCCUCUGUACGCUGGGUUUGGGUUUUACUGUGGCAGUGGAUCCACUGUAAGAUUAAGUGAUCCAGAAUAAAGUGUGUAGUGUUUUGUGUGAAAUUCUUAUACAUUCCCACAUUGUGUUGCUCCAGCUGCGCAGACACAGUAUUUUAACAUGGCAAAAACUGAAGAGCAAAUACUAAUAUUGCAUAAUGAACUUCCUCUAGAUGUCCGUACAUCAGAGACUUUAACUAUCUUUAAACGACGACUCAAGACGCAUCUGUUUCUCACUUGGACUAACCCCCCCCCCACAAAAAAAAAAAAAAAACUCUUCUCAGAUGUGUUGGACUAA